GAUCACAGCGCCUGAGACCAGAGCAUCGCCCGCGCCGCGCCGCGCCUACUCCUCGCCUAUCUUUCGGAUAAUAGAUUUGACGAUUUUGUGAAGUGAUAGUGAUAUCUCAAAAUGCUGCACUAGAUUCAAAUUGAGCCAAAGAUUAAUUGAGAUUAUUUAACAUUGUUACCCAGAUUCAGUACUAGUAUGGAGUCGGAAACGAACACAACGGUGGGUGAUGGCGAAAAUCAACAGGAAUUACAAACCACUACCGAGGCUCUACAACUCGUAAAACAUGAAGAGAGAAACGAGAUAGAUCAGUCUGCAAACAGGACUACGAGUUCUCCGGCCGAUACCGCGGUCGACCAACAGCAUUCCCCGCAUCCGCAGUCGCAGUCAGUAAUAACAUCUCGCAGAGCCGUGCGCACUAUCACUGCCGCUGGACACAUCACCACAGAUGACGUUGACGUCAAUCCUGAAGAUGGCGUCAAAGACGAGCCCCCCGAACCACCGCCGGUAGAACAUGAACAGCAUUCCAUGCACCAAUAUACACCAAAACUGGAAGAAAACGAGGCACGGAAUGUUGCGCAGCAACACUACGACGAAGAAAGGCUACGUUUAGCCGAAGCAGAAACAGCUCGAUAUUUAGCUUUUAAACCGGAAUCUUAUAGAUCACUACCGUCCCCAGAUAAACGCAUGCAGGUACAAUAUGCUCGUGCUCCGCAACGCCCUGCAUAUGGUAGGGGACUAUCUUUGCGGUACGGUGCGUCGCAUCAUGUUAUAGUCGCUCAGGAAAAUAAUGCAGAAGAUCACGAUCCGGAUGCUUUCCUAGGACCCAAAGACAAGCCAGAACAAUUACAAUACGCCCAAAAUGAUGACAUCGGUGCCCCGGGCACAAGUGAUGGCAGGCAAUAUGGAGCAGUUUUGAGUGAUCAAGUGUCGGCGUCGUCAUCUCUCGAAAUGAUACAGACGACUUCUUUAAACAGUCAACAAGCAAUCGGUGUUGCGUACCAACAAGUUAAAUAUGAGACCAGAGGAGAACCUGAAUUACGACCGACGACAUAUGCGAGUCUGCAACCAGUAACAUCUGUACACGGAGGCUACGCAUAUGCGGGGCAGAGCCCUCAGUAUGGUGGUGCCGGAGGGUACGGAGCGUACGGUGGCGGAAGCAAGGAGCUGCUUACGCUUUACGGUACGGCCGGCGCAGCGACCUCCGGAGCGAGAGGAGACGAGUCCCCGCCCGGCCAACUCCUCUACCGAAGCGAUCCUACACUAUCUUCAUCGUCUCUGACCACGCGCGGAACGCAUGUCGUGUACGGAUCGGUGGUACCGCAAUCGCAAACAGUUUACGAAGCUCCAGCUAGUCCAAACUCACAACAGGUAACAUUAUAUACUCAUGGUAAUGCUGUACAAUACAAAGUCGCCGGCGAGCACUACCUGGGUCAGGGCGGAGGCGUUGAGUACGUGCCCGUGUCUGGCUAUGACGGCGGCCUGCUUGUGGAAGGCUACGCGGCGCCGUCGCAGCCGUGGCCCGCACACAACAUGCUACCUAUUGACGACGGUUUUGAUGCCAGCAUGGCUGGGAUGGGAGAAGUGAAGGAAUGCGUGAACUGCGCAGCGGCCACCACUCCUCUGUGGCGACGCGACGGCACGGGGCACUACCUGUGCAACGCCUGCGGCCUCUACACGCGCAUCAAUGGUGUUAAUAGACCACCCCUUAAAGGGCAGAAAGCUAAACCUCAACAAGCACUGCCAACAAACGGUAACCGGCGCGUGGGAGUAACGUGUGCAAACUGCCGCACGUCCAACACCACGCUGUGGCGGCGCAACAACAACGGCGAGCCCGUCUGCAACGCCUGCGGCCUCUACUACAAGCUGCAUAACGUGAACCGGCCACUGAGUAUGAAGAAGGACGGCAUCCAGACGCGCAAGCGCAAGCCGAAGAGCAUGGGCGGCGCCCACGGCGUGCCGCGGCCCGGCGGCGCGCUCCCUGUGGAGGCACACUCGCACAAGGUGCUGCCUCCGCUGUACGCGGCGGUGGAGGGCGGCGCCGGCCCGGGGCUGCUGCUGCUGCCUCCGGCGCGACACCACCCCGACAUGAUAUCACCGCUAGACCGGACUGCCGUGACCGUGGCGCCAGCGCACUACCGCCCGCCAUAACGCAUUACCGGACCGGACCUCUAAUUAUUUAUUCGUUUGUUGGCAAGUUGGCAACAAUUUUGAUAACCAUGCACGUAAACGACAUCAUAUUGACCUUACAAAUAACACUUGCAGGCAGGGUUUUCAAAAUUAUUGCCAACUUACGAUGGCAUGACUCUACUAUCAAAUGUUAAUUAUAUUACUAAAUUGCAUUUAUCUUGGUAUAUUAUGGUUAAUGUGUAGCUAAAGGAUAAAGAUAAGUUGUGAAUAAAAACAAAAGUGCCACAAACAUCAUUAGUUUUAAAACUUAACUUAUUAUAAAUAAACUUGGUACUAGAAUUAAUCAAAUUAUUUUAGUAAAAUAGUUCAGUUCAGUAACAAGUUUUGUAUAGGCAUAUAUUUAGCACAUAGUUAGUUACCUAUGUAAUUAUGUUUGUUUACCAAAAAGCACUACAAUUUAAGAUAUCAUUUAAUAUAAUUUAUAAUACUUAUAGAUAAUUUAUAUACGUAUAGAGUAUAGAAUUCAGCUAUGGAAAAGAUAUUAGGCAAAACUAAUUUAAAUAUUUCUAACAGGACCUGAUAUGUAAAUACAGAGCAUUUGGUAUAAUUAUAUUUCACCACCCCAACUGGUUAAGUCUGUUGAUUCUUUGGAAACUAAUGAUAAAGUUGCAUUUUACCCACAAGAGUGCGAAGUAAUUUCAUACAGAUUUUAACGUGUUGUCCAAAUCUGUUUGGCUUGAAGGAAUUGGAAAGUAGUUUUCAGUCAUAAAUAAAUAACAGAUUGAUGGAUUUGAAUCAGUUUGAUGUUUUGGGUUAGUAUUUUCCUCGUGUUGGUGUGGUGAAACAUUAUGUGUUUCACUCGGUGGCAACAUUUGUUUAACCUUCGUGCCUUGAAGCCCUCGCAACUCUCAAGACUCCAUUUCUCGAACCACUCGCUAAGCUCGCGGUUCAAUACUGCAAUCUUCGGCUUCCUUGGGUUUCAAUAUUGGCACGUGCGGUUCAACAACUACUUUCCCCCUUGUAAAACAAAUACCUAACUAUUAUAAUGUGGGUAUUUACACUGUUUGACACAAAUUACUAUUUUAUAAUAAAAUACAUUUGUACAAUGUAAGUCAGGCCGACUUGAACUAUUAGGGGAUUACAUAUAUGAUCUCUUAAAAAUAUUGGUAGACGUAAAUAAGAGUGCGAUGUUUACCCGCGGCAUGCCGUGUGUAAAGAACAUUGUUCCUUAUCAUGGUUGGUUAAUUUUCAGAGCCUGUGUGUACUUUAGGACAGUGUUACAACAUCUCGCAAUCAUACUGCACUCUUCGAUAAAGUGAAUGUUUAAAGGUUCCUUCCUCGUGUCAUUUGAAUACUUAUUUAUUAAAAAUACAAAGUAAUAACCUUAGGAACUUAAUAUAAAACUUCGACGAAUUUAUUACUAGAGACUUUAAUUAAUAAUAAGCUAAUAAGUAAUUUAGAAUAAAUGUUAGUUUUUCCAAUUAUUUUUAUUUAAUGUUGUAAGAAAUAGACGUAGUAAAGUCCCAAAUUGUAAACUAAGUUAGACGAGCUUACGAAAUACAUUAUGGUAUACAU
Messenger RNA from Leguminivora glycinivorella, 3693 nucleotides. Its product is annotated as transcription factor GATA-6-like. Bases 187 to 2139 code for a protein of 650 amino acids. The transcript has 8 exons. Gene Ontology annotation, molecular function: RNA polymerase II cis-regulatory region sequence-specific DNA binding; zinc ion binding; DNA-binding transcription factor activity, RNA polymerase II-specific. The record is from RefSeq and is a predicted model, not a curated record. NCBI's taxonomy places the organism in Eukaryota, Metazoa, Arthropoda, Insecta, Lepidoptera, Tortricidae. Gene Ontology annotation, biological process: negative regulation of transcription by RNA polymerase II; cell fate commitment; positive regulation of transcription by RNA polymerase II.